Molecule: messenger RNA, 2372 nt
Organism: Gastrolobium bilobum
Lineage: Eukaryota; Viridiplantae; Streptophyta; Magnoliopsida; Fabales; Fabaceae
Product: nucleobase-ascorbate transporter 11-like
Exons: 10
Coding region: 78-2243 (721 amino acids)
Biological process (GO): transmembrane transport
Cellular component (GO): plasma membrane
Molecular function (GO): transmembrane transporter activity
Source: RefSeq, a predicted model, not a curated record
UAUCUUUCUUCUUUCCACUGUAUUGUCAGUAAGUAGUACCAUUUUGGAAAGAAAAAAAAAAAAAAAAAAGGUUUUGAAUGGAGAGGGGCGAGGAUCCGAAUGUGAGGGGUGGCACUGGAAAGAGACAUGGUGGUGUUGCAGCGAAAGUGGAGCCAUUUGUGGCAAGAAGUGAGCACAGUCCGAGAGAGUUGAGGUCUUGGGCCAAGAGAACCGGUUUUGUGUCUGAUUACUCAGGGGAAGCAGGGACUAGUGCCAGUGAAAAGUUUGAGUCUUUAGAGAGGAAAGGAGGAGUGUUCUCUCCAAAGAUAGAGUUAGAUCCGGUUCUGGGGAGGACAAGACCCAACAGGGGCAAUGAGAUCGAACCAGCUUCCCAUGGAGGAGCCACCACGACUGAGAGAAAAGGGAAUGAGCCUGUUUUGGCUUUGGCUCCUGAUGGGGAGAAGAAGGUUGGUUUCAGAGGGAAUGUUAAUGGAAAUGCUAAUAGUAAUGGGCAUGGAAUCUCUGCAGUUGCUCCAGUUCCAGAGGAAAAGAAAGAGGAGGAGGAUGUGUUACGAGGAGAUGUCAAGGUCAAUCUGUAUCCUGAAGGGGAGGAACCUGCAGAUGGAGGGUGGCAUGGACCAUCCGAAUUGAAGUGCGGGCUCAAAGAAAAUCCUGGUUUUGUACUUCUCAUCUAUUAUGGCCUGCAACACUAUCUAUCAUUGGCUGGCUCACUUGUAUUGAUCCCAUUAGUCAUGGUACCAGCCAUGGGUGGAACAGAUAAGGAUACUGCUACCGUAAUUUCUACAGUGCUGUUUCUUUCUGGCAUGACAACUAUACUGCACUCCUACUUUGGUACUCGACUGCCUUUAGUUCAAGGGAGCUCGUUUGUGUAUUUAGCACCAGCAUUAGUUAUCAUAAAUGCUCAAGAAUAUCGGAAUCUUACAGAACAUAAAUUUAGGCACAUAAUGAGGGAACUCCAAGGAGCUAUAAUUAUUGGUUCAAUAUUCCAAUGCAUCCUGGGAUUUAGUGGUUUAAUGUCUAUUCUUCUCAGGUUAAUCAACCCAAUUGUGGUUGCCCCAACUGUUGCUGCUGUAGGUUUAGCAUUCUUCAGCUAUGGUUUUCCACAAGCUGGCACUUGCGUGGAAAUUAGCAUUCCCCAGAUAGCACUGGUUCUAAUAUUCACUCUGUAUCUUCGAAGAAUAUCUAUCUUUGGGCGCUACUUAUUUCGAAUUUAUGCCGUUCCCCUGAGUGUGACAAUAAUUUGGAUAUAUGCAUCCUUUUUAACUGCUGGGGGAGCAUAUAAUUACAAAGGAUGCAAUCCCAAUAUACCAAGUUCAAACAUUCUGAUGGAUGCAUGUAGAAAACAUGCAUAUACCAUGAAGCAUUGCAGGACCGAUGUUUCCAAUGCAUUGUCUACUGCUGCAUGGGUCAGAAUUCCUUACCCUCUACAGUGGGGUAUCCCUAUUUUCCAUUUUAGGACUUCCAUAAUCAUGGUCAUAGUGUCACUGGUUGCCUCUGUGGAUUCAGUUGGAACUUAUCGUACAACAUCUCUGCAAGUUAAUUUGAGGCCUCCAACUCCAGGGGUUGUGAGCCGAGGAAUUGCGCUGGAGGGUUUCUGUAGUAUAUUGGCUGGUCUGUGGGGUUCAGGUACUGGAUCAACGACUUUGACAGAAAACAUGCACACAAUUGAUAUCACAAAGGUGGCAAGUCGGAAGGUAGUGGAACUGGGAGCAGCUUUCUUGAUCCUGUUCUCAUUUGUAGGAAAAGUGGGUGCCCUUCUUGCUUCCAUUCCACAGGCCUUGGCAGCUUCUAUACUGUGUUUCAUGUGGGCUCUUACCGCGGCAUUAGGCCUCUCGACUUUACAGUAUAGUCAAUCAGCCAGCUUCAGGAACAUAACAAUAGUUGGCGUUUCAUUGUUCCUUGGUAUGUCCAUCCCUGCUUAUUUUCAACAAUACCAGCCUGAGUCCAGUCUGAUACUGCCCAGUUAUCUGGUUCCUUAUGCGGCAGCAUCAAGUGGUCCAUUCCAUUCAGGCAUUGAACAACUUGAUUUUGCAGUCAAUGCUCUUAUGUCCAUGAACAUGGUGGUUACACUGUUGGUGGCAUUUAUACUGGACAAUACUGUCCCGGGCAAUCAACAAGAACGAGGGGUGUAUAUAUGGUCACGAGCUGAAGACAUUGCCACUGAUCCCUCAAUGCAAUCCGAAUAUUCUCUGCCAAAGAAAGUUGCCCGUUGUUGCUGUUGGUUAAAAUGUUUGGGAAUCUAAUACUUGGUUCACUUACAUAUUUAAUCUUGGUAACCUUCGUUCUAGGAAAAGGUCACUCCUGGGAUAUGUCUAUUAAUCAUUGUUCUCUUCCACGGGCUUUCUUGGGGAAUAAAGCAUAAAACCGAAAGU